Molecule: messenger RNA, 1180 nt
Organism: Apis mellifera (honey bee)
Lineage: Eukaryota; Metazoa; Arthropoda; Insecta; Hymenoptera; Apidae
Gene: mRpL49
Product: probable 39S ribosomal protein L49, mitochondrial
Exons: 3
Coding region: 212-772 (186 amino acids)
Biological process (GO): translation
Cellular component (GO): mitochondrial large ribosomal subunit; ribosome
Molecular function (GO): structural constituent of ribosome
Source: RefSeq, a predicted model, not a curated record
UAUUUGUCGAAUUUUACGUUAUCAGCGUCACUUAAUGACACGUUCGUCGAUUGGGAUCGUAAACGAGUGUAGUGAAGUUUCUUCUCAAAACGAAAAACGUUACAAAUAGAGGCGCGUCACAAGGAAAAACUCGAUCUGGCACGAGAACGAAAAGGAAGACGCGCCCGUGCGCACCAAUGGCGGCCACCGACCCUUAUUUACUGAAGUCAAAAUGGCUGCCCUUCGGCGUUUCACACGUUCGGAACUUUCAAAUAUUAUUCUUCGUUCUUGUGGCGAAUAUAUUUCAUUGAAUAGAGAUUUACCGAUUAUUACGCAGAAAAGAUGGGGAAAAUACAAAGCUUCACCUCAAUAUACAGAAUCUUCUAAAUAUACGGAUUAUGAAGUAACAAAAGAUCCUCAAGAAUGGGAAUGUGUAGAACGUUUACUUAAACCGAAAUCUAUACCUAUACCUUGCUUAGAAAAUAAAGAAUAUCCAUCUGGAUGGAAACCACCAGUUUCCAAACCGCAAAAAUAUCCUUAUUAUAUACAACGUACAAAAAACUAUAUGCAACCUGUCUAUCUUGAAAUUUUUCAUCGAGGAUUACGAAGAAUAACUACUGUUCGUAAAAUUCAUGGAAAUAUCUGGAUACUUGAAACUGAAUUAAAGGAAUAUUUAGAAAAAAAUGUAAAAAAACCAAUUGGUGUUCGUACUAAUGAACUAUCUGGUCAAAUUCAAUUCAGAGGAGAUUAUGUAAAUCUCAUUAAAACAUGGAUGAAUGAAAAAGGAUUUUAGAUAAUGUAAAAUCUUAUAAUGUAAUGCUUUUUGUAAAUAUAAAGAGAAUAUUUUAUUAUUAUAAUUAUUUAUAAUUAAAACUUGAAAAUAAAUAAUGAAAAUAAUUAUAUUUUUGGAUUUAAAAUAUUUGUUGUUUAAUAUACUCGUAUAAAGUGUGUGAAAUGUAGAAAUUUAUUACUAGUAAUUGAAAAAUUAACAACUUCAUUUUUGUAAAAAUAUGCAUUAUAUUUAAAACUAUAGUUCACACAAAUUAGUAUAUGGAAGAUGAAUUAUAGUACGUGUAGCAGCAUACUUAAGUGCUAAAUGUAUUUAUAAUUUUCUGUUUCUAUCAAAAAUCAUGCUAUAUGCUUUUUUAUUAAACAAUAACAAAUGAAUAAGGUAACUUCUUAAUUCUAAUAAAUUAUUUUU